Messenger RNA from Dinoponera quadriceps, 5002 nucleotides. RefSeq names its product homeotic protein empty spiracles-like. The record is from RefSeq and is a predicted model, not a curated record. Gene Ontology annotation, biological process: neuron differentiation; regulation of DNA-templated transcription; central nervous system development. The transcript is spliced from 3 exons. Lineage: Eukaryota; Metazoa; Arthropoda; Insecta; Hymenoptera; Formicidae. Bases 832 to 2208 code for a protein of 458 amino acids. Gene Ontology annotation, molecular function: DNA binding; DNA-binding transcription factor activity, RNA polymerase II-specific.
CCGUCAGAGCUUGUGCUCGCUCGGUGCUCGCUCUCGCCCGUGAGAGCUGAAUCCUACGGAAACGCGCGCGCGACGUGUCCGCUCCAUUUGACGACCGCUGAAUCACGAAUUACGGAAAAGCCUGCCGCUUUCUCUCUCUCGCUCUUUCUCUCUUUCUCUCGCUCGCUUUCUCCUUUUCUCUCACUCCGUGUGUGUCUCUCCCCCUGUCAUUCGCUUCUCCGCGCGUCCAGGUCGAUAGCGCGCGCGCGACCAGGUCGAUGGAGUGUCGGGCGUGACCUACGAGUGAGUGUCGUGAGCCUCGGGGCUAGUGCGUAGGCGUUCGGUGACAUCAGUCAGUUGGUGAGAAGCAACGGGACGGACGCUCGCUUGUUUUCGGCGACGGUGAUUUCCGUCGAAACACGACGGCGGAUAGCGGUUCCAGUGAUGCGUGAACACGGUGCCGAGGCUCGGGAUCGGCCGUGGUGAGUGAGAGCAUCGCCGAGAGCAUCAGUGACGACUGAUCAGACCAUCUUGUUGGGUGACGGAACGUUGAUGGCACGACGAAAGUGAGGUACCUUCGAGUUUCGGAGAAGAAUACCUCUGGACGGUUGAGAAAGAAAGAGAGAGAACGACAGCUAAGGACUCCGUCGGAAUAGUGAGUGGUUAGGAAGUGUAAGUGGUGAAUCAGAAGAGUGGCGAAUUGGGAGCUUAGCCGGAAGCAGGCCGUCGCGGGCACCCCCGCAGACUCGAGCCCGAAGAUGCGGCGGUCCUAAUUCCGACGGGGGGGUCAGUCCCGCCAGUUGGUCCCGGCCAAGUGGGCUCUCCAACCGGGAAGCGUACGAUAAUCGUACGAUGAUGCCGCUCGCGCCGACGCCAAUCGUCCCGGUGCCGUCCAAGCCGAAGAUCGGCUUCAGCAUCGACUCGAUAGUCGGCGGGCAGGGCCGCGAGGACCGCCUGGACCGGCUGGUCGAGAUCGAGCGCGACGAUGGCAGCCCGAUGGAGGUAGUCGAGGACUCGUCGUCGCCGCGGGCGCGCCGGGUCGCCGUGCGAUCGCCCGGCGCUCACUCCGAGGGUUCCGACCGGCCGAUCUCCCGGAGCUCCUCCGUCGAGUCCUACCCGAACUCGCGGCGGACGCCGUCGCACGCCGGAGGUGGCGCCGGCGGCCACCAUCACCACGGCAAUCACCACGGCCACCACCAUCCGCAUCACCAUCAUCACCUGUCGACGGCGGCGCACCUGGAUUUCGGCCGCACCACCGUGCACAGCCACAGCGGCGGCUCGACACCCAACAACAGCCCCAGCCCGCCGCACAGGAUAUCGCACGGCGACUCGCCGAUCGGCACGCACCCCCAGCCACCCCCCGGAGUGGUGAGACCCAGCCCGAACUACCUCGCGCCACCGCCCAACGCGGCGGCGGUCGCGGCCGAGCAGCUCAAGUCCCUCUACGGGCUACCCAGCCACAGUCCGGCCGGGCCACAGACCGGACAGAAUGAGUAUCACACGCAGCAGCAACUGGCCCUGGCUGCGAAUCUCGCCGCGGCCCAGGCCAAUUUCCAAGCGGCGAAUCUCGCGGUCGCGCUCCAGGCGCAUCACGGCGCCGCGCCCCACGGACCCCCUCACGGCCCUUACCCGCACGGUGGCACCCCGGCGGGGCCCCAUCCGCCGCCGCAUCCUCAUCAGACGCCCAGAGACAGUUACCCCCUGUACCCCUGGUUGCUCUCCAGGCACGGAAGGAUCUUCCCGCACAGAUUCGGAGGUCCCGACAUAUCCGGCUUCCUGCUGCAGCCCUUCAGGAAACCGAAGAGAAUAAGGACGGCCUUCAGCCCGAGCCAGCUGCUGAAGCUGGAGCACGCGUUCGAGAAGAAUCACUACGUCGUGGGCGCGGAGAGGAAGCAGUUGGCGCAAGCGUUGUCGUUAACGGAGACGCAGGUGAAAGUGUGGUUCCAAAACCGACGGACGAAACACAAGCGGAUGCUGCAGGAGGAAGACGCGAAGAGCCAGCAGCAGUCCGGCGGCGGAGGUGGCGGCGGCGGCGGCGGUGGCGGCGGCGGCGGUAACGGCAACGGCGCCGGCAACGGGAACAGCAAUAUCAGUGGCGGCAACAACAAGAACACCCAUCACGUGAGCAAGUGGCAACAGGAGACCGGCGACUACCAUCAUGAAGAGGAGGAGGAGGACGAGCACAUCGAUCCGGAGGCCGAGGAGUGCUCGAGCGGUUCCGAAGCGUAGCUAGACGUUCUCUGCCUGGAUUAGGAUCCAGGAUCGAGCAGAUUAUCCUACUGAUCGUGGGUAGCAUCCGCUCCCAGCGGAUCGGUUCCCCGAAUCUCCUCCGGCCGACGAGAAAGAGAGAGACGAAGAUGGUCUUCUUCCUCGUAUUCCGAAGAGAGUCGUGUUUCGAAGCAAACAACACUGAGUGAAUUCACGCGAAUCGGCUCGGAUCGGGAAUGUCGAUUUCGCUCGAAUCGCACGCUCAGAGUGUGAGGCAGACCGGGGAUACCGGAGACCUCGUCGGUGACCGGCGCUUCCAACGUGUACGGGGCGUCGUUAGAGAUCAUACCUGGUUCCCCCUGAUUUGACCCGGUCGUGUCUCGAGCCUGGGGAAGUAUCGGGAGUAUCGGGGGAAUACGUCAUCAGUUCUGAUCCUGAUUUCGACCUGAAGAGAGACUCGCGGUGCCGAACCGGCAGGUUUUCGGGAGAAUCGACAAUGAAGGAACUCGCGAACGGUACUCGCGGAAUGAGCAGUGCUGGUAAGGCUGUGCGCCACGGAACGAGCGAGGUACUUGCUGACACGGUUGUUGAAAGACAGGACGAGGACAAAGUGUCUCUCGAUGAUGAUAAGGAAGACGAAGUCCGUGCGAAGAUGGACCUCUGAGGGAAGGACCGACGAUGUGGAAAUGGACGAAGGGGACGAGCGGUGAUUUCGAAGACGAGAGAGAAUCUCGCGCGAGGACGAGAGGAAGGGCUCGCGAGAAAGGAAGACGGAGGAGGCGAAGAACCGGACAAGGAGGAGAGGAGCCGUGAGAAGGAGGGAAAAGAAGCCGAUAACAACGGCGACGAUCGCGGGAGAAGCGCGAGAAGCAGAAGUUAAUGAACGGGAAAUUAGCCGAGAGAGCGGAAACGAGGCAGGCGACAAGAAGAAGGACUCACUCCCGAGAGCACUGAUAAUCGAAAGCGAUGAUUCGUCCAGCGAGCGGAGGCCGCCUGGGUCGUGGCUACGAGAAGACGGAGGAAGGAGGCAGCGGAGGAGGAGGAGGAGGAGAAUGCUUGACCCCGCGAGAGUCUGACCCUGAGGAGCCUUUCCAUCAGCGAAAUCACCGAUCUGCGGGCAGGACUCGCCGAGUCUUGUUCCGAACUUGCCAGAUUAGUCGAUAGCAGCCGAUGUUGCGCCGGGAGGGGUGUCUUUUUCUUCUCUCCCCCCUUCCCACUCUCUCGUUCCUCCCCCUCCGCUCCCGAGGAGGGGAUCGCGACGGGUAGUUCCACCGGGGAUCUUCGUGACCGCAGCGCGCGGCUGUUGCCGAAGGCCGGGGAAUGAUCGCGAAGAUACGUAAAUAUCCUCGGGAUUAGGUUGCGAGAGAGAAAGAGAGAGAGAGAGAGAGAGAGAAAGAGUUUUUCCUCAGCGCGGGGCUUCCUCCCAGCGGGCGCGCGGAAAAAGCGAGCGGAGAAAUCGAAGGCGAAUCCGGCUCGGAAGCCGGCUAAUGGAGGCAUUGUCUGCGGGAGAAACGACGAGGGUAAAUGGACGCGUAUCCGGCGGAAACGGCGACGCUCGGCGCAUCGAGCACGCCGAUCGAUACGCGAAUUUUGCUCUCUCUAUCUCUCUCUCUCUCUCUCUCUCCCGGGUUUUAUUAUUUCGCGGCGAGACCGCUUCCUACGUAUCGGCCUGCGUGCCGGAUCUCCCGGAGCCUCGGGGAUGCUCCUUCGCGGCGACGCCACCGCGAGAAAUCGUCGUCCUCCGAUUCCGAGAGCGCGUCCCAUUUCGGACGGAAGCGUUCACGAAGGUCUCUCGAAGGUGAGGAGAGCCGAGGAGUGGUGAACUCUCGCACACGACGAAUGCCGGCGAAUCGCGCACGUUUUCCCGCUGGUCUUGCCAUAAAAGAAUCGCCAUAAGGAUCCCCUCGCCGCGAUCGUGUAAAUAAAGCGUCGGGGAAGGAGAAGCGGGUGCGGGAAGGGAGAGACGGCCGCGAGGAUCGCGUCGAUCUCUCCUCCGGUAAAAAAGCGCAUCCCGGCGAGAUUUUCUCCUUACGAGAGUCGCGAGAAUGUAGACCGCAUCGGGAGAAUGUAAAUAGAUAGGAUGCGUCCGAAGCGCAUCGUAAAAGGGGGAAGAACACACACACACACACAUACACCGAAUAACGGAGAAAGAAAGAAUCGGGAGUUGAAAGAGAGUGCCAAACUUCAUACCCCCCCCCCUCGUUCCCCCCGGACCCUCUUAGAGAGAGAGAGAGAGAGAGAGAGCGAUCCCAGUGUAAACUCGAGUUGUACUUUGCAGUUGUAUUUAAGUCGUUGUUCUACACGAGCGAGCAGUAUUCCUUGCGUCCGAGAAGACCGAUCGAUGUGCGUCCGAGGUAAUGAAAAUAAUAAUAAUAAUAAUAAUAAUAAUAAUAAAAAGCAGAAGUACUGAGACGAUUUAAAUUAUUAUCGCUAAAGAGCGCGUUAGACACAAACCUGAAUCCCCUGCGCCGCGCCGGCGGAGCGCGCGAUCUCCGUUUUAUUCGCCGUUCGGUGAUAUUAACGUAUCGACGGGUUUACCUCGAUCUUUUUCUCGAUACCUUAAUAUCUGUCCUGCGAGCCCCACGUCGCCGCUCGUCGAGCAACGAUGCCAUCGAUCCCGGGGAAUCGACGGCGAAACUCGCGCGCUGAAUCAAAAGGAAGCGUCGUGUUCCUAUUCGCUCGAUCUUUCGCUCGCCCGCCGAAAACUCGCGCGCUCGCGGUGCAGGACUUUCGCCCUGUAAAUAAUAUUGUAAAUAGGAAAAUGUGAUUUUACUCGACGUACAGAAGCAUAGAAUUGUACUAUCGAAUGAUUCAG